AUCCGCGGCCCCAGCUAUUUACCCCGCUCUCAUGGGUCUGUCCGGCAGUGCCCCAGUAACUCGGGGGGCUGGCUGGUGUCGGGCUGCCGCGGGUACAGGAGGGUGUGGGGGAGGGGGCUCACGGGCAUUCGGCGCCUCUGCCGUGUAAAAGCGGGAGCAGCGACGUGUCCGCCUCCACGCGCGCGCGGCACCCUGCGGGGUGACAGCCCUUCCCCCAACUUCUGCCACGAUCUAGGUGAUAUCAAAACAACCUCCUCAGCGCCCGGGCCACAUGCGCACCCCAACACACUCUUUGGAGAGGUGCUGGGUGCAGGGCUAAAAGCGGAGCCCUGUGCUUUACUGCUGCUGCCCACUGGCGUCUACCAGCAGCAGUAAUCACCGAUGUGCAGGACGCUGAAUGUUCUGGCGUGAUCUCCUGAUUUGAUUGUCGCCAAGGUGCAUAAUGGAGCCCUUAACCCUUUCAGAGCCACAGCCUUCCCCACAAAACAGCUUGCCCACACCACAAAAGUACCACCAUGUCCUGGUGGGUGUUACUGGAAGUGUGGCUGCCCUGAAGUUGCCUAUUCUUGUCUCGGAAUUGCUGGAGAUUCCUGGGCUGAAAGUGCGUGUGGUAACAACCGAGAGGGCAAAACAUUUCUACAACCCCCAGGAGAUUCCUGUAACCCUCUACAGUGAUACUGAGGAAUGGCAGCUGUGGAAAGGGCGUACAGACCCAGUCCUCCACAUCGACCUGAGGCGCUGGGCCGACCUGAUGCUAGUGGCUCCUCUUGAUGCAAAUACACUGGCAAAAAUAGCAAAUGGCAUCUGUGACAACUUACUGACCUGUGUCAUCCGCGCAUGGGAUAUGACCAAACCCCUGCUGUUCUGCCCUGCUAUGAACACAGCCAUGUGGGAGCAUCCUAUUACAACUCAGCAGGUGGAGCAACUAAAGGACUUUGGCUACACAGAGAUCCCUUGUGUGGUGAAGAAGCUGGUGUGUGGGGAUGAAGGUCGAGGUGCCAUGGCAGAAGUAUGGACCAUUGUGGAGAAGGUGAAGGCGAUCCUUUCAGAGCGGGACUUGCUGACACAGAGCUGAUUCCUUGAUGUAAAUCACAUUUGCCCCCCUUCUUGACAAUUUUUCAGUGUGAGGAUGAAAGCAACGGGGAGCUGAGAUGGCAUGUGCCUCCAAGAACACUGCCAUAAGCUGAAAGAAUAAGAUGUUUGGGUUCCAGUGCCAUCAGCUGCUCUGACAUUAAAACCUCUUACAUCAUUAGAGAUCUUCCAAAACUGAAGUCAGGUUUCUGUAUAUGAUUAUUUGGGGGCCCUCUGCCAUACCUUAAACACAGUUCACAUACAAACAUCUGUAUAGAGAGGGACUUGUAUCAUACUAGGCCUCUCGAUCCUGAGUAUUUUAUAUGGAAUAGUUUUUGAAACAUUGAAAAGAGGAUUUCUAAGUUGCUCUAGGUCCAGCAUCAAGAGGAGUCAGAGAAGAGAACGGUGUAAAACAAUGGUGGGCAACCUGUGGCCCGCGGGCCGCACACGGCCUGUCAGGGUAAUCUGCUGGCGGCUGUGAGACGGUUUGUUUACAUCAACAGUCUGCAGGCACAGUCGCCCGCAGUUCCCAGUGGCCACGGUUUGCUGUUCCUGCCCAAUAGGAGCUGCGGGAAGCAGUGGCCCUCGCCGUUUCUUACAGCUUCCAUUGUCCGGGAACGGCGAACUGCGCCGGCCACCGCUUCCCGCAGCUUCCAUUGGCUGUGAACGGUGAACUGCGGCCACUGGGAGCUGCGGGUGGCCGUGCCUGUGGGGGGCCGUGCCUGCGGACGGUCUAUAUAAACAAACUGUCUUGUGGUCCACCAGCGGAUUACCCUGACGGGCCGCAGGUUGCCUACCGUUGGUGUAAAAACAUUUGUUAUGGGAAUGAUCCCAGCCUCUCCCACUAAAAGUCACUGUAGUGAAUGUUGUAAGAGCACUGGUUUUGGAAAGCUCUUACAGAAGCUGCUCUAGUCUUCACCUUUUCAGCAGUUGUUGUUUUUUAACAUCACAGGAGAAAAAAAUACAUUGAAAGAGAGCACCCAAGGCCUUGUAUUGACCUUUGCCCUUUUGUAUCCAUUGAUGUGUGGAGAUGCAGACGUCAAACAUAAACCAAAAUGAACUUUUGGCUCUGCCCAACGGUGUGCUGCAGGUCUUAGAAUCAACACGUUUGGCCACUCUGGAAAGCCUGGAGAAGCUGUUCCCAAGAGACUUUAACACUCCUUUUGAAAUUGAAAAUUAACUGCAUGAUGUGAGGAAGUUGGGAAAUCCUGACCAUGGACACCAGCCGUUAGACCUGCGAGGGCCCCACAGUUCAUCCUCCUCCUUUGAAAUGCAAUCCUUCUACCUGAAAGGGACCGGAGUGGACUGGGGAGGGUGCUGCAGUCAGCAGACCACAGGGUUUGUUUACAGAUACUAGAGUUUAUUUUUAACAAGUCACAAUCAAAUAUAAGGCCUUCUCUACAUAACCUACAUAUUAGGCAACCUUUGAGCUCCUUAGCACGAAAGGUUAUCAUGGAGUGUUUAGUUUCCUUAUCGAUGCUACACAAAUAAAAAGGCUUCUGAACUUUC
Messenger RNA from Chrysemys picta bellii (western painted turtle), 2580 nucleotides. It is a transcript of the gene PPCDC, whose product is annotated as phosphopantothenoylcysteine decarboxylase. The record is from RefSeq and is a predicted model, not a curated record. Gene Ontology annotation, molecular function: phosphopantothenoylcysteine decarboxylase activity; FMN binding. Gene Ontology annotation, cellular component: phosphopantothenoylcysteine decarboxylase complex. Lineage: Eukaryota; Metazoa; Chordata; Testudines; Emydidae. Gene Ontology annotation, biological process: coenzyme A biosynthetic process.